CAGAAGCAGUAAGGUCAUAAAAUGGUAAACAUUCUUGGCUAUGUUUUUGCUGAUAAAUUGUAUCCACUUUCUGACCACAUCCUUGAGGAUGCCUUCCUUUUUACAUCUUCUGCCAAGAAUACCUGGGGUGAAUUGCAGACACAGACUCCCAGCUAUUGGACUGUGACUUCAUCAUUUGUAUACAAUGUCCAUAAAAACUAUAUACUGUCCACCACUGGAAUGAAAAGGCAAAAUCAAAGCUCUGUGGUUGAAUUCAUCCUCUUGGGCUUUUCCAACUUUCCUGAACUCCAAGAGCAGCUCUUUGGGGUUUUCCUGGCUGUUUACCUGGUGACUCUGAUGGGAAAUGCCAUCAUUAUAGUCAUCAUUGCCUUGGAACAGACGCUCCACGUGCCCAUGUAUCUGUUCCUCCAGAACCUGUCUGUGGUGGACGUGAGUUUCAGCGCAGUCAUUAUGCCUGAAAUGCUGGUGGUCCUCACCAGGGAGAAAACGUCCAUUUCAUUUAUGAGCUGUUUUGCACAGAUGUAUUUCAUCCUUUUCUUUGGUGGCACUGAAUGUUUUCUCCUGGGGAUGAUGGCUUAUGACCGAUUUGCUGCAAUCUGUCACCCUCUGAGCUACCCAAUGAUAAUGAACAAAAGGGUUUUCAUGAAAUUACUUAUAACAUCAUGGACCUUAGGCUUCAUGUUAGGUACUGUGCAAACAUCAUGGGUUUCCAGUUUUCCCUUUUGUGGCCCCAAUGAAAUCAAUCAUAUCUCUUGUGAAACCCCAGCAGUGCUAGAACUUGCAUGUGCAGACACGUUUCUGUUUGAAAUCUAUGCAUUCACUGGCACCAUUUUGAUUAUCAUGGUUCCUUUCGUGUUGAUACUCUUGUCAUACAUUUGGAUUCUCUUUGCCAUCCUGAGGAUGCCAUCAGCUACUGGGAGGCAAAAGGCCUUUUCCACUUGUGCCUCCCAUCUCACGUCUGUGACCCUCUUCUAUGGCACAGCCAGUAUGACUUAUUUACAACCCAAAUCUGGCUACUCCCCUGAAACCAAGAAGCUGAUGUCAUUGUCUUACUCACUUCUUACACCUCUGCUGAAUCCACUGAUCUAUAGCUUCAGAAAUAGUGAGAUGAAAAGAGCUUUGAUAAAACUAUGGCGAAGAAGAGUGGAUUUACACACAUUCUGACUGUGCUGAGAAGCCAUGUGAUAUAUGGUCACUGCCUGACUGAACUUUACUUAAACCUAAUAAA
Messenger RNA from Canis lupus familiaris (dog), 1228 nucleotides. It is a transcript of the gene OR10A6, whose product is annotated as olfactory receptor family 10 subfamily A member 6. The record is from RefSeq and is a predicted model, not a curated record. The transcript is spliced from 2 exons. NCBI's taxonomy places the organism in Eukaryota, Metazoa, Chordata, Mammalia, Carnivora, Canidae. Gene Ontology annotation, cellular component: membrane. Gene Ontology annotation, biological process: G protein-coupled receptor signaling pathway. Bases 22 to 1164 code for a protein of 380 amino acids. Gene Ontology annotation, molecular function: G protein-coupled receptor activity; olfactory receptor activity.